AUGGUUCGUGAAAUUCCAGCCCCUGUUUCUCCAUCAUCGAAAAAGAGAAGGGCUAAGGAUCUUGCCAAGUUUAUCAAGAAGAACCAAAGGACUGACGAAGAAGAAAAAGUUCCUGAAACACCUAAAGUCCAUAUUCAAGAUGCAGCAAAUAUCAGUCCACCUAUUACUAUUUCAAAGCCUACUGAUUCGAGAUCCGUUGAACAAGGUCUUGUUAUUUCUCUACCCCAGGUUACAUCAACUACUGAUUCUCUAACUUUUCAAUCUAUCAUGGAUCAACCGUUCACUACAAUUUUUUCUACUCAAUCUACUGAUCCACCGAACCCAUCGUCCCCUGUUGAUGAAACCAUGGCUACUGAUGCUGGAACUGACAACGAAGGCUUUGGAGGAACGCUCUAA
Molecule: messenger RNA, 396 nt
Organism: Lactuca saligna
Lineage: Eukaryota; Viridiplantae; Streptophyta; Magnoliopsida; Asterales; Asteraceae
Source: the annotation of a GenBank genome assembly